UUUUAGAGGGCGCCGCGUGCGCGAAAAAGUUUGGAAGAUGUUGGCCGAUAAUCAGAGAUGGGCGCAGUGUAAAUAGAACACGCUCGCGUCCUCGACAUGCGGGUUUUGAUAUUGUUAGGGGACGUUUAAGCAAAACGCCGAACAGCCCUUGCGCUUGGCUUCGCGUUCAACAAGUCGGACGUGGGUUUCGGUGUCAAGAUGGUCCCGCUCUGGAAAAAGGCGACGUCCCCGACCAUCGAGGAAGCGGCGCGGGACAUUGUCAUCAAGCGUUCGCUGACCAAACAACUCGCUGGCUGCGUGCGCGACUUACAGCAGGAACUCGUCACCGCUGAUCCCGUCGUCACGGGUGGCGAGGCAGUCUCCAGGGUUUGCUUCUGUCUCGAGGCCAUCUUCAUCCACGGCCUCAAGGACAACAUCGUCAAGAAGAUGUCCAGCGUGUUCAGCAACAGCUCCACCGAGAAGCUGCCGACGCCCGACUUCUGGCCCGUGGCAAUGGUCUACUCGCACAAGGACGUUUUAGCUCAAAUCGCCGGUCUCAACCAGAUCAGCACAGACAUUGGGCGCUGCCGAGCAUGGCUGCGCCUCGCGCUGAACGAGUCCCUGCUUGUCAGCUACGUCGAGGCCAUGAUACGGGACCCGAAGACACUGCGCUGCUACUAUCGCCAAACUGCGUACAUGGCCGACCGGGAGCAGCCGGACAUCGUGAAGCAGUUCCUCGAGGGUCUCUCGGGUUACUCGUUCGGGCUACCCGUGAACUGCGCCGCCCUCAACUGCUGGAACACCAUGCCGCUGCAGCUGGCCGGCCUGCUCAAGUCGGCCGAACGAAUGGAGCCCGUGAUGCCCGCGUACGACGUCGCCGACUUCUUCCAGCACGAAGCGGGCCAAUCGAGGCGUAUGCGCAGCAAGCUGUCCGUGAGCUCGAGCCGCACGAUGACGUCCUCCAUCGCGAUCCAGGCGAGCGAGCCGCCACCCUCGGAGUCCCAGAAGCAGUCGCACGGCGUCGGCUGCGGCAGCGACAGCGGCGUCGACGUCGCGAUGGCGGGCGCCUCGCUGCCCGCUGCUGCGGCGACACCGUGCGCCGGCGCGUCUUCCGCGAGCGAGGCGAACCCCGAUGCGCCGCCGGAGCAGACGAAAGUGAUCGAAAUCAAACCCCCGUCGUCGCCCAAACACGAGGGCGCCGUGGCGGCUUCGGCCGGAAGCAGCAUCAGCGCGGCACAAGUGCGCGAACUCUUGCGAACCCUGAACCUCGACGCGAACGAAGGCAGCGCGGCGACGGCGGCCGACGUCUCCGGGUCGCCGGCGUCGGUGCCGGACUUCGACGUGCUCGACAAGUUCCCGCACGAGUCGCGGAGGUCCUUCGGGAACGUGCUGGACCCGACUCAGGGCUGGUCUUCUCCGUUCGAGGACGAGUACGAGGACGUGGGCUCGCCAGCUGCGACCGCCGACAAGUCGGACGGCUCGGAUGACCUGGAACAGCAGAGCUACGACUCCCUGGUGCUGAGCUACACGCAGAACAUCAACCAGCAGGUGUGCGGAACGCCAGAGAUGAGGGACCUCAUCACGUCGGCCAUCAGACCAUGCACAGAAAGCCAGGCUACACCAGGCAAUGCAAAUGUAAAGGCUGAAGACCAGCGUUCCAGUGCAGACUCCCUUGAUGACCUGGCAGACUUCGAGGUGGUUCCUACAGAGAGGGCCCCUGACGUUCGGACAAACGAGCUACUCUCGUUGAUGGGCCACAUUCAGCAAGAAAAAGGCCUCGACCAGCAGGGAUAUGCCUGUCGAGGCUGUAACUGCCCUAUUGGCAUGAUCUACGGCGCAAGCUCAGUGUGCUCUUACGAUGGCUACUCGUACUGUCCGGAGUGUAGCGGCAAUGAGGCGAAUGUGAUCCCAGCCCGUAUAAUUCACAACUGGGACUUCCGCAAGCACCCUGUCAGCCGUGAGGCUAAAGAGCUGCUGAAGAAGUACGAAGCUGAGCCUCUGUUAGACCUGAGGAUACUGAACCCUUCGCUGUAUGAUGCUGUUCCCGAGCUGGCUGCGACACAGGUUCUUCGCUCGCAGCUGGGUUUCCUGCGGCCUUACCUUCAGACGUGUUCUGAAGCGGCGUCCAGUGCCCUUCGGAAACUCAUUUGGCCUAGGGAACACCUGUACGAGCACAUUCACCUGUACUCCACCUUUGACCUCCUACAGGUGCCAUCAGGUAGUCUGCAGCGGACUCUAGAGAAGGCAAUCAAAUUUGCCCGCGGCCACGUUCUGGACUGCAACCUGUGUGCAGCAAAGGGCUUCAUUUGUGAAAUCUGCCGGGACCCUGCUGUCAUCUACGCCUUCGAUACGGAUGCGACCUAUCACUGCAGUGCGUGCUUUGCAGUGCACCACCGCACCUGCAUCGAAGACAGCGGUCGAGUCUGCCCGAAGUGCGAGCGAAGGCGUCAGCGGAAGGAGCAGGAGCAGGGAAUGGUGCUUUGCUCCGGGUCAGACGUGACAGCCGACAGUGCCUCUGUCUUUGCCUCUUGAGUCGAGGCACGACAGAUCUUCGGACAGUAGUGGAAAGGCCAUUUUUACUUGUGCCGAACAAGGGCUUAAGUGAGCUGCAGACAAAGAGCUUUUAAACUCUGAUGGUUUUGAUCAAUUUCUGACAAAGAGGGAGAAAGCCGUCGAUAUAGGCAGCAGCUUUACUGAACUGCUGAGCUAUCUUUGCGCUUCUCAAUGCAAAUGACAAAAAAAUUUUUAACAUGGCUUUUUAUUUCGCACUGGUGCCUACAUGAAUAAAUGCAUGCAUCUGACAAAUGUA
Messenger RNA from Dermacentor albipictus, 2788 nucleotides. It is a transcript of the gene Plekhm1, whose product is annotated as Pleckstrin homology and RUN domain containing M1. The record is from RefSeq and is a predicted model, not a curated record. Lineage: Eukaryota; Metazoa; Arthropoda; Arachnida; Ixodida; Ixodidae.